AUGCCCGAUCCUGGUGAAGUACUGGCCCUUUACAUAGCAGCAACCGAAUAUGCAGUCAGUGCGGCACCGCUAGAGGUUGUUCUCAAAAAUGCUGUGAAAGUGGGAAGAAUAGCAAAGUGGAAUACUCAUCUUGAUCAAUUAAAUAUCAUCCACGAGAUCCAAACUGCACAAAAAUCACAAGUCUUGGCGGAUUUUUUAGCAGACUUACCCUUGGACAAUGACGAAGAGGUGAAGGACAUCCCAGAAGCAGCAGAGGACGAUAAAGAUUCGGUCUAUGUACUCGAUUCAUCAAGUCAAAGACGAUGGGAGGUCUUCGUUGAUGGAUCAAGGAACAGAGAAGGAGCGGGCGUAGGCAUCGUAAUUGCCACCCCAACUGGAGAUAGGAUUGUGCAUGCACUAAGACUGGAAUUCAAGGGGAAUACCAACAACAUCGUGGAAUACGAAGCCGUGGUACAUUCCCUACGAUUGAUAAUAGAAAUGGGAAUAACAGACGUAUGCCUAACAAGUGAUUCCCAAUUAGUCAUUCGACAAGUAAAGCUGGAAUACAACGUUUAUGAUGAGACUCUCUCAGCAUACAUGGCUCUAGUCCAGACCCUAGCAUCACAGAUACCCAGCAUCAAGUUCCGACAUCUAUGUAGAAGGGACCUUAGGCAUGCCGAUUCCUUAGCAUACAUAUCAUCUAUCCUAAGGGAUGAAAGCGUCGAAUCCAUCAAGGUAACAAGGAUAUAUGAGCCUUCGAUCACUCCACAACAAUCCUUUGCUACCCAUCGUGAAGACGAUGUAGGGGAAGACAUAGUCAAUGAAGAUGCAGGAGAAGAUAUCCAUGAUGACUUCGUCGAAGAUGAUAUCUUAUCAAGAGAAAACGAAGACGAAGACUUCAGCAAUGAAGAAGACUGGAGAACCGAAAUCCAUCUGCUCCUUGAACAAGGAACACUGCCGGCGUACUUGAAGCAAGCCCGAAAGAUACAAUCAAAGGCGGGAACAUACGAUCUUUGUGGCGGAAUUCUUUAUAAGAAGUCCUUCCUUGGACCUUUAUAG
This is a messenger RNA of Papaver somniferum (opium poppy), 1038 nucleotides long. RefSeq lists its product as uncharacterized. Lineage: Eukaryota; Viridiplantae; Streptophyta; Magnoliopsida; Ranunculales; Papaveraceae. Gene Ontology annotation, molecular function: RNA-DNA hybrid ribonuclease activity; nucleic acid binding. The transcript has 2 exons. The coding region runs from base 1 to 1038 and encodes 345 amino acids. The record is from RefSeq and is a predicted model, not a curated record.